Trichechus manatus latirostris (Florida manatee) is the source of this 7219-nucleotide messenger RNA. RefSeq names its product membrane bound transcription factor peptidase, site 2 (gene MBTPS2). Gene Ontology annotation, molecular function: metalloendopeptidase activity; protein binding. The transcript has 11 exons. Gene Ontology annotation, cellular component: membrane; cytoplasm. NCBI's taxonomy places the organism in Eukaryota, Metazoa, Chordata, Mammalia, Sirenia, Trichechidae. Bases 90 to 1661 code for a protein of 523 amino acids. The record is from RefSeq and is a predicted model, not a curated record. Gene Ontology annotation, biological process: membrane protein intracellular domain proteolysis; regulation of response to endoplasmic reticulum stress.
UGUAGGCGCCGCGCGGCCGGCUCGUUGCGGAUCACAGGGAGGAAGACGCCAGGGCACGCCUUCCCUCCAGUGCCGCCGCCGCCGCCGCUAUGAUUCCGGUGUCGCUGGUGGUGGUGGUGGUGGGCGGCUGGACUGCCGUCUACCUGACCGACUUGGUACUGAAGUCAUCUGUCUAUUUUAAGCAUUCUUAUGAAGACUGGCUGGAAAACAAUGGAUUGAGCAUCUCCCCUUUUCACAUAAGAUGGCAAACUGCUGUUUUCAAUCGUACCUUUUACAGUUGGGGACGGCGGAAAGCAAGGCUGCUUUACCAAUGGUUCAAUUUUGGAAUGGUGUUUGGAGUAAUUGCCAUGUUUAGCUCUUUUUUCCUCCUUGGAAAAACAUUGAUGCAGACUUUGGCACAAAUGAUGGCCGACUCUUCUUCAUCUUAUUCUUCCUCCUCCUCCUCUUCUUCCUCCUCCUCUUCCUCUUCCUCCUCCUCUUCCUCUUCUUCCUCUUCCUCCUCCUCCUCAAUUCACAACGAACAGGUGCUGCAAGUUGUGGUUCCUGGUAUAAAUUUACCUGUCAACCAACUGACCUAUUUCUUCGCUGCAGUCCUCAUUAGUGGUGUUGUACAUGAAAUUGGACAUGGGAUAGCAGCUAUUAGGGAACAAGUUCGAUUUAAUGGCUUUGGGAUUUUUCUCUUCAUUAUUUAUCCUGGAGCAUUUGUUGAUCUGUUCACCACUCAUUUGCAACUUAUAUCACCAGUCCAGCAGCUGAGGAUAUUUUGUGCAGGUAUCUGGCAUAAUUUUGUCCUCGCACUCUUGGGUAUUUUAGCCCUUGUUCUCCUCCCAGUAAUUCUCUUGCCAUUUUACUACACUGGAGUCGGAGUGCUUAUCACUGAAGUCGCUGAGGACUCACCUGCCAUUGGACCCAGAGGCCUUUUUGUGGGAGACCUUGUCACCCAUCUACAGGAUUGUCCUGUUACCAAUGUGCAAGAUUGGAAUGAAUGUCUAGAUACCAUCGCAUAUGAGCCUCAGAUUGGUUACUGUAUAAGUGCAGCAACUUUACAGCAGUUAAGCUUCCCAGUUAGAGCAUACAAACGGCUAGAUGGUUCGAUGGAAUGUUGUAACAAUCACAGCCUCACGGAUGUGUGCUUUGCCUACAGGAAUAAUUUUAAUAAACGUUUGCAUACUUGUCUACCUGCCCGGAAAGCAGUUGAAGCCACUCAAGUUUGUAGAACCAAUAAAGAUUGUAAAAAAGGCUCAAGUUCAAGUUUCUGUAUAAUACCUUCUUUGGAAACUCACACUCGCUUAAUUAAAGUAAAGCACCCGCCUCAAAUUGAUAUGUUGUACGUAGGACAUCCACUGCACCUCCACUACACAGUGAGCAUCACCAGUUUUAUCCCACGUUUCAACUUUCUAAGCAUAGAUCUGCCUGUGGUUGUGGAGACGUUUGUCAAGUACUUAAUUUCACUCUCCGGAGCUUUGGCUAUUGUUAAUGCAGUACCCUGCUUCGCUUUGGAUGGACAGUGGAUUUUAAACUCUUUCCUGGACGCCACCCUAACCUCAGUGAUUGGAGACAAUGAUGUCAAAGAUCUGAUAGGAUUUUUCAUCUUGCUUGGGGGCAGUGUGCUUUUGGCUGCCAAUGUGACCCUGGGACUCUGGAUGGUUACAGCACGGUAAUAUUUGCACUCUUCCAACAGAAUCUCUGAGUUACAGUAUACAGCUAUGUGAUAAUAUCCCUUGCAUUCAAAACCUGACUUGGUGUGAAAUAUAAAGUGCUUCCUUAAAAUGACAUCUUAGCCAACAACUUUGAGCUCCUCCUAUCUCCAGAGCAUGCAAACUUUGGGGUGGGGGACAAACAAAAAAAAAUGGAAAGCAUAGUACCUGACAACAUUCUAGUUUUAAAGUCUAAGCACACACACUUCGGAUGCUAUGGAACAAUUUUUAAACAACUGAAAAUUCCUGUAAUACCGUUUCAUGUGACUACAUAAUGUGUUGAAAUAGAGUAAAGCAGAAUAAAAUCGGGUGGAAUUAAUCAGGAAAAACAUCUUGAAAAAGCAUCAUUAAUCAGAUUUGAAGGAGACCAGACUUUGGCCAAGUGGAAGAGUAAGUGUUUUCUAGGCCUGUAUCUCUUGUCCUGUUUGAAAAGUGUUUUAAAAUUUAUCAGUGUAUUAUUUUGUACUCUGAAAACUGAGGCCUGACUACACUUAAAUUAAUAAAGUUCUAUUAAAGAAUCUGCUGAUGUGAAAGGGAAAAUCUUUGUAAAAUGAUGCCAAGUAAACAAAUAGGAAGUAGGACCUAUGAUACCGUGAGACAUGUUUUGCCACAUAAGAGUUGCCUCCUUGUGUCUCUGUACCUUCAUAAUGUCACUAGCCUUGACAUUCAGCGUGAGCUGCGAGCAUGUGUCUGACGCCUGCAGCAUGUGAGGUGAGGCAGUCAGAGCUGAGCAGCAGUACUGAGCCAGGGCUUCUGACAGAUCACAAGUGUGACUCUUCAGCAGUCCUGGUUACCAAUCUCUGUAGGCCUUCGAAGCUUGGAACCCUUCCAGGGUAUAUUGUAGCUGUUUUCUCUUGUGCUGCUGAGACCAUAUGGGGCCUAGCUCUUGGGUUCCUGUCUUCAAGAAGCAACCACGUUAAGCCCUGAGCCCUGUUCUGUCCUCACCAGCUGCUCCCGUGUUUCACUGUGUCAGGUGAUUAAUCACGUAGCUCUUGUUUUCCAUCUUUCCCCUAAGAUUUCAGUGUGAGUCCACUGAAGACUUUGUAGUACAAUGAGAAUGGCUACAAACGAGUACAAACAUGGGUUUGCCAGAACUUGGGAACGGACUCUUGAGCCCGAAAGGGUGAUGCCUGGUUCAAGGUCUUUUGGACUGGAGAUACAGCCAUGGGAAAUUGGGAAGUUAACACGCCAGUAUGGAGAUAUUGAUCUUAGAAGUGUAUGAGCAUACCACUUCUUUGGUGAAAAACACGUGCUUCUCUCAUAUACUCAAGAAGCAAUGAAAGGCAACAACUCAUUUCACAACCACGUGUCCACAUUUUUCACUAAGUGAGCUAUUCUAUGGUGUUACCUUUUUCAGAUCAUUGAGUUGCUGUUUGAGCACUAGAAUUUUUAGUCAUUUUUAAGAAACUUUAAAUUUUAUUACAAAUUUGCCUCCCUUCUGAAACAAGUUAUAUAAUGAAUAUAAUUUUAAUGUUUUAUUAAUGACUCGGGGUCAUCAGUUAAUACCAGUACUAAAACCAGAAAAAUGACCCCAGGAGGAAAAUUUGGCAUUUGUUCUAUUCUUAGGAGAACAGUCAUUUGGGAUCAACGUUUAUUAGAUCGUAAUGCUCAGAUUUGUGCAGAUAGUAGAGUUUGAGAAGUACCAUGAAAUAUAGGUGCAGGUCCAUUUUUUUAAGAACUGAGAAAAUUGAAUAGAGGAAAUCCUAUCCAUUAACUUCUUUUUCUGAGUUAGAAAACAAAACAAAACUUUUUUUGUUUUAGCUGUUGAACUCCUUGGUUUAUUGAACCAUAGAAUCAGGGUUUGGGAACCACUUUACUAGGAAAUUGAGCAGAUCAGUACCAUUUUGUAUAGAAAUAGCCUCAUUAGAUAAGAAAGGAAAUGUUACAUGUUUGUCUCUUCAGCUGGAUUGUAGGCACUUCUAGAGCAAGGACCAUGUCAUAUUCAUCUUUGCAUGCCUCACACAGUGCAUGAGACAUCCUAAGUGCUUAAUAAAUGUGGUUGAAUGGAUGGUGAUUAGUGUUAUUUAUGGAGUAGAAAAGCAUGUUUCUAUUUAAGUAAGCUGUAAAAAGUAUUAUUAAGUAUUUACUGUAAAUAUGUGUUAACAUGAAAAAACAACUUGGAAGGUCUUUGUGUCCCUAGUGUAGUAUCAUCUUUAUGGACAUAAUCCAUUUUUGUUUCUGUGGAAUGAUUAGAAAAAUUAAUUCUUUUAAGGAUUUGAAGAAAGUGUUCUUUCUGUGUUGUCACUUUAACGGUAAAAUUUUAUUCUCAGUGUUCCUACUCUGCACUGUUUACAUUUUUUAGGGAUUUUUUUUUAAAUCACCUGUAAUCUGUAAAGAAUACAUAUAUAUAUUCUUUUCAACAUCUCAGUUUGAAAAGACAUACAGUUAAACUUGACCUUUUAAUAAUUGUUCUUACAGGUCACUGUCUGUUGUGACAGUAAAUUGUAAAUGUAUGCUUCAUGGCUAUGUGGCUCUCAGUCACCAUUUUGUCCUAUGGUAUUUAUUGAAUGUCCACAUACUAAUGGUGCACAAGUAUUUUUAUUCUAGAAAUCUUUUGACGUGCUGUAAUUCAUUCUUAAGCUUUAGCUUGAAGAUCACAUAAUUGCUGACAUUUGAUGUUUAGCAAUAAAAGAAUAAAUGUACCAGCAUUUAAUGUUUUCUCAUCAUCUAUGUGUUGUCUUUUUUUUAAUUUGUACUCUCUUCUAUCAAAAUUGUUCCUUUUACAUAGAGUAAGAUCCUAGUUGUUUUUAAAAUUAUUGAUUCUAAAAACAGCCUUCAAUUUUCAUUCAAGUCAUCUGUACACAAAAGUGUUACAAUCCAAGAAGAGAAGCCUUUUUAAAAUAAGGUUCCUGUGUUCUUGCUAUGAUUUUGGAAAUGGUCUGUUAAUAGAUGAAGGAAGGGGACUAUCAUGUUUCGUUUCAUUAGUGUUUGACAGAAGUCUUCUGUAAGUUACUCCAUGUUCUAGAAAUUCUCGAAAGAGCUUUAACUAUGACAUUUGGUUCUUCUUGACCUUCUGCCCUAGCACUUCCUCCCUUGUCCCUAGUGCCUCCCACCCCUAUACACAUACAGAUGCACACGCAGGCACUUGCGCACACACUCCCACAUUUUCUCAGUUACUAAGGGACAGAUAAAAUAGGCGGGGAGUUUAGCCCAGUUCCUGAUUCGUUAGUCUGUUAUUGCACUCCUCUCCUCUGAUCCCAUUACUCUAUAGUUAAGAGCCACAACACUAGAUAACUGAUUAUCUAAACCGUUUUUGUCUGUUUUAUUUUAGCAGCUUUGUUGAAAUGUAAUUUAUAUACCAUAAAGUUCACUCAUUUAAAGUGUACGGUUCAUUAUAAACAAUUUUUCUUGUGUGUCUAAUCAAACAUUAGUAUACGUAUGUUUUAGUAAAACCCAACCUUUUAAGUAAGUGAACGUGUGUUAAAAGACUAGAAAGAAAAAGAUGUAUUUUCAGUUAUUUCAAAACUCAUUUCAUUCUGGAGUGAUUUUCAGCACUAGAAUAGAGUUGAAUAACAAAUUUAUUUUUAAGGUAAAGCAUGUGUGGAUGUACGUUCUUUGAGACAAUAAGCCUAUUUAAUCAGUGCUUUACAAUAUUUUAAUUUUGAAGCUAUUCUUGCUGUUUAGGCCAUACUAAUUUGAACAAUCCAUUGUCUAUUUUAUCAGACCAUGGCAAAUGAAUUCAAUGAAAGGAAAACCUGUAUUUCAGAAUUUACUAAUGCUACAGUAGGUUAUACUCAGGGUGGAAGUAGAGAAAAAUGAUUAAAGGAAGUUGCAAUUCUAGUUCCAAGCACUAUAUUGUGUAAUUUAUUUUCCCAUUAAAGAGAGAAAAAAUCCUUACUUUUUAGUUUUCUUUAUCUAAAAAUUGGUGGGUAUUCAAUGAUUGUUCCUUUUUAUUAACUAAAUGAUUUUCAAACUUUUCUAUCUUGAUACCGCCGAAUCAGACAGUAGAAAACUAUCUACUCUGUACACCCUUUGGGAUAUUUUAUUUCAGAAUAAGUUCUUUUUUACACCUUUGUUUUAAUUUGCAUUUCUUUGGUUAGAAAUGAGGCUAAGCUUUUUUAUUUAAUGUAUAUUCUUUUGUAAAUUGUUUAUCCACAUCCUUUGCCCAUAUUUCCCUGGGGUGAUCCCUGCCUUUCAUACUUUGUUCCUAGCAUCCUUUUUUUACCUUUCAACCACUUUGUGUCCAUCCUUUAAUGGCUUCUAAUUUUCUUUCUAGGCUUUAUGUAUUACCAGAAAUCUACAGUGGGAGGUAGCACUUCGCAGUUUACACUUCUCCAGUUCAGGGCACCUCCUUUUUCUUUUCGAAAUACCUAGGAAAAAAGGUUGGUAAUCAGACGUUUGCUUUGGUAGUAUAGAAUUGGAACAUAAAGAGAUAGAUAGUAUAAAAUUUUCAGCCUUUAUAGAAAAUGAUUUAUUUCUUACUAGAAAAGAAAUACAUGCUCAUUAUAGAAAGCAUGUUAAAUGAAAUUGAAUUACGAUUUGCUGGGAAAAAAAAAGAUUACAUUAUACUGAUAGGCUGCUUUUUAAACGUGAGAAUGUAUUUCAAAAAUUUUUUCAUGUUAUUAAUUCUCUUCUAGCGUUAUUAUUCGCUGUCCAGGAGCCCUGGUGGCGCAGUGGUUAAGAGCUCGGCUGCUAAUCAAAAGCAGUUUGAAUCCACCAGCCAUUCCUUGGAAACCCUAUGGGGCAGUUCUACUCUGCCCUAUAGGGUCACUAUGAGUCCAAAUCGAUGGCAACGAGUUUUUUUGUUGUUUUGGGGUUAGUGUUAUUUUAAUAACUACAUAAUAUUACAUUGUUAAAUAUGCUAUAAUUUAAUCAACCUGUUAUUUUCAGUUUUGCAAUAUUAGAAACAGAGUUAUGAGGAAUAUAUAACUAAAUCUUUUUGCACAUUCAUGAUUUUUUUGAUAAUUCUAGAAACAGGAAAAUCCUAGAAGAAAAAUUGCUAACUUAAAAUAUGUACAUUUACAUAUACAUAUUGCCUGUAGCAUUUAAAUUUUUUUGUUGGUUGGGUAGGCAAAAAUGCCAUCUUCUUUUAAUUUGUAGCUCUUUGAUUAGAAAAGAGGUUGGACAUUUUAAAAUGUGUUUAUUGGCCAUUUUGUUCUUUUUGUUUAUCUACAUCCGUUGUUCAUUUUUUAUGGGAAUGAUUAUCGUCUUCUUACUGCAUUUCAUCAUAAGCUCAGCUGUACCAUUUGAUAUAUGUGAAUAUAUUAAAACUUCAUUUUAAGUAUAAUACUUGUUUUUAUGUUUGCCAUAUGUUUUCCACCUUUGGUGAUAUACUUUGAAAGUCUUCCUCACCCCAAGAUUUUUAAAUAUAAUAAGUGAAAUUAUCUCUUAUUUGAUGUAAUAUUUCUUAUUUAUAUAGGAGACAACUCUAUUAUACUUUUUCAGUUCAGUAAUACAAUGAAGUGAGUAUAUAUCUCCUGUUUUAAUUGAAUGGAGUGCUUAAACAAUUUUUUUUCCUUAAGGUAUUUGUAUUUUUAUUGAACUAGUGUUUCUCAUUUAUAAACAAUACAGACUAGCAAUCU